Messenger RNA from Durotheca rogersii, 2823 nucleotides. RefSeq names its product formate-tetrahydrofolate ligase. The record is from RefSeq and is a predicted model, not a curated record. The transcript has 5 exons. Gene Ontology annotation, molecular function: ATP binding; methenyltetrahydrofolate cyclohydrolase activity; formate-tetrahydrofolate ligase activity. Bases 1 to 2823 code for a protein of 940 amino acids. Gene Ontology annotation, biological process: tetrahydrofolate interconversion. NCBI's taxonomy places the organism in Eukaryota, Fungi, Ascomycota, Sordariomycetes, Xylariales, Xylariaceae. Gene Ontology annotation, cellular component: cytosol.
AUGGCUGCUACCAAGCUGGACGGCACCGCGAUCGCGAAGAAGAUCCGCGAGAGGCUUGCCGCUGAGAUAGCCGAAAAGCAGAAGUCGAAUCCCAAGUAUCAGCCGUCCCUCAAGAUCAUCCAAGUUGGCGAUCGAUCCGACUCUUCCACCUAUGUUCGCAUGAAGCUCAAGGCCGCUCGGGAGGCCAAUAUCACCUGUGAACUUAUCCACUUUCCAGAGGACGUUAGCGAGGCAGAGCUCCUUGCCCAGCUACACGCCCUCAACAGUGAUACUGAAGUACACGGCAUCUUGGUCCAGCUACCCCUGCCCAAACACAUCGAUGAGUAUGCCGUUACUUCUGCCGUUGCGGACGUGAAGGAUGUCGAUGGUUUCGGCACCACCAACAUCGGCGAACUUGCCAAGAAGGGCGGCCACCCCUUCUUCAUCCCCUGCACGCCCAAGGGGGUCAUGGUGCUGUUGGAGGAAUCUGGCGUGGAUCUGAAGGGAAAGGAUGCCGUCGUCCUCGGCCGGAGCGAUAUCGUCGGAAGCCCCGUCAGCUAUCUGUUGAAGAAUGCUGAUGCCACCGUCACCGUCUGCCAUUCCAAGACUCGGGGCAUUGAGGACAAAUUGAAGAAUGCUGAUAUCGUCGUUGCUGCUAUUGGACAGCCGGCCUUCGUCAAAGGCGAAUGGCUCAAACCCGGUGCCGUGGUCAUUGAUGUCGGAACCAACUACAUUCCCGAUGCGUCGAAGAAGUCGGGGCAGCGUCUGGUCGGGGAUGUCGAUUUCGAUUCGGCCUCUCAGGUCGCCUCCUAUAUCACGCCUGUCCCAGGCGGCGUCGGCCCAAUGACGGUUGCCAUGUUGUUGCAAAAUGUCGUCGAUAGCACUACGCUGUACUUCGAACGCCAGAAGCAGCGACGCACCAUCCCCCUGCCCCUGAAUUUGCGCACCCCAGUCCCCUCGGAUAUAGAGAUAUCAAGAUCCCAACAGCCAAAACCCAUUACGCGGAUCGCGGAGGAAGUCGGAAUUGCACAGCAUGAGCUAGAGCCCUACGGGGCCUACAAGGCUAAGGUCGACCUCACUCUGUUGAAACGACUAGAGCAUCGCCGCAACGGUCGCUAUGUAGUCGUCACCGGAAUCACUCCUACGCCUCUAGGCGAGGGCAAGUCCACUACCACCAUGGGGCUGGCGCAGGCGCUUGGUGCACACCUAGGCCGGCUCACCUUCGCAAACGUCCGACAACCUAGCCAAGGUCCCACGUUUGGCAUCAAGGGCGGCGCCGCCGGCGGUGGUUACAGCCAAGUCAUACCGAUGGACGAAUUCAACUUGCACCUAACUGGAGACAUACACGCCGUCUCGGCGGCCAACAACCUUCUCGCCGCUGCUAUCGAAACCCGCAUAUUUCACGAGAACACCCAAAAGGACGGGCCCCUCUACCGGAGGUUGGUCCCCACCAAGAACGGGAAGAGGACGUUUGCGCCAGUGAUGUUCCGGCGACUCAAGAAGUUGGGAAUUGACAAGACCGACCCCAACGAACUUACCGAAGACGAGAUUCGCCGGUUUGCUAGAUUGGAUAUCGACCCUGAAACCAUCACCUGGAGACGUGUGCUAGAUGUUAAUGAUCGUCACCUGCGGGGAAUCACCGUGGGAGUAGCACCAACCGAGAAGGGGCAGAGCCGAGACACUGGCUUCGAUAUAUCGGUCGCUAGCGAAUGUAUGGCGAUUCUAGCGAUGAGCACAAGUCUUGCCGACAUGCGGGAGCGGCUAGGCCGGAUGGUCGUCGCUACUUCGAGAUCGGGAGACCCGGUUACCUGCGACGAUAUCGGAGCCGGUGGCGCGUUGACGGCUCUCAUGAAGGAUGCCAUCAAGCCGAACCUGAUGCAGACUUUGGAAGGAACUCCUGUUUUCGUGCACGCCGGCCCUUUCGCCAACAUCAGCAUCGGCAACAGCUCCAUUCUCGCUGACAAGAUGGCACUUAAGCUCGUGGGUACCGAGCUCGACGAGGAUCACAGCACCGAUGCCGGUUUCGUCGUGACCGAAGCCGGCUUCGACUUCACUAUGGGAGGCGAGCGCUUCUUUAACAUCAAGUGCCGCGCCUCCGGCCUAGUACCCGACGUUGUUGUCAUCGUCGCGACCGUCCGCGCUCUCAAAGUGCACGGUGGCGGCCCGCCUAUCGCGCCCGGCGCGCCGCUGGAUCCUAUCUACAAGCAGGAGAACGUCGAGAUCCUGCGGAGCGGCUGCGUGAACCUGAAGAAGCACAUCGCGAACGCCAAGUCGUACGGGUGCCCGGUCGUGGUGGCGAUCAACAAGUUCGCGACGGACACGGACGCCGAGAUCGCGGUGGUGCGCGAGGAGGCGGUCGCGGCGGGCGCCGAGGACGCGGUCCUGGCGAACCACUGGGCCGAGGGCGGCAGGGGCGCCGUCGACCUCGCGCGGGCCGUCGUCGCGGCGUCGGAGAAGCCCAAGGACUUCCGGCUGCUGUACGACGUCGGCGCGGGCACGAUCGAGCAGCGCACCGAGACCAUCUGCCGCGAGAUGUACGGCGCGGCGCGCGUCGAGUUCAGCCCGCUCGCCCAGAAGAAGAUCGACACGUACGCGCGCCAGGGCUUCUCGAACCUCCCCAUCUGCAUCGCCAAGACGCAGUACUCGCUCUCGCACGACCCGGACCUCAAGGGCGCGCCGUCCGGGUUCACGGUCCCGAUCCGGGACGUCAGGAUGGCCGCCGGCGCGGGGUACCUGUACGCCCUCGCGGCCGACAUCCAGACGAUCCCCGGCCUGCCCACGGCGCCGGGAUACCUCAACGUCGACGUCGACACCGAGACGGGCGAGAUCGACGGGCUCUUCUAG